AUGGGGAGAGCAAAGCGGGGGGAGCUUUUGGCAUUGCUGAGACUGCCAGCAGCCUGGGCAGGGCCCUUUGCAAUGAACCGCAAGUUCCACGACCUGGCUGCAGAGCUCACUCGUCUCUGCCCGUUCCUACCAUCCUACCCCCCGACACUCCUACAAAUGUGCUCAUCCCUUGUUUUCCCCAAACCAGGAUUUCCCAUUGCCAAGGCCUGGGACGCUGCAAGGAAGAGGAAGAUGCCCCGGGACACUGAGACAGAGCAGGAGCUGAGCAUGGAGAGCAGGGAGGACAAAUGCCAGCGGCAGAACCUGGUGGAAGAGGCCGUUUUGAGCGGCUCCACGGCGCAGGAAGCCAACGGGGAGGAAAAGCCGUGGAGAUGCCGCACGAGGCGGGGCUGCAAACGCAGCUGGCGGGGAUCUGAGGGGGAAAGAGCCAGCCUGGGCCGGGAAGGCGGCCAGAGACGGAGCCAGAGCUCGGAGCUGGUGCUCCAUGAGCAGCUCCAUGAUGGGGAGAAGCCCCACACGUGCGUGGAGUGUGGGAAGAACUUCAGGCGGAACUGCGACCUGAUUGUGCACCACAGGAUCCACACUGGGGAGAAGCCCUAUGAGUGUGGGGAGUGUGGGAUGUGCUUCAGCCAGAGCUCCGGCCUGAUCACGCAGCAGAGGACCCACACUGGGGAGAGGCCCCACGAGUGUUCCAAGUAUGGGAAGAGGUUUAAGAACAGCUCCUGUCUCCUCCAGCUCUUUUGGAUGCACAGGGAGGUGAGGCCUUUCCAAUGCCCCGACUGUGGGAAGGGAUUCAAGCACAACUCCACCCUCAUCACCCACCGGCGCAUCCACACUGGGGAGAGGCCCUACGAGUGUGAUAAAUGCAAGAAGAGGUUUCCGACCAGCUCCAGUGUCCUCCUGCGCUAUCGGAUUCACACAGAGGAGAGGCCCUUCCACUGUCCCGACUGCGGGAAGGGAUUCAAGCACAACUCCCACCUCAUCAGGCACCGGCGCAUCCACACUGGGGAGAGGCCCUACGAGUGUCCCCAGUGUGGGAAGAGCUUCUCCAGCCGCUCUAGCUUGACCCAACACCAGCGGAGGCACCGCUAAGGGAAGCCCUGUGAGUGCCCCGACUGCGGGCAGAGCUUUGUGCGCUGCUCCAGCUCCAUCCCCCACUGGAGGAGGCACUUUGGGCACAGCCCUGGUCGCUCACAUUCCCUGUGAUCCAUGUUGACAACACACCUGGCUGCUUCUACUUUUUGUUUGGCCUUAAUUUUCCUCUAUUCUCCAUCUCUUUGCACUGCAAAAGCCAAGAGGAAUGGAUCUGUCACCUCAAAAUCACUCAAAUCCCAGUGAAAACAGCUCAAUCUGACCCCAAAAAGAGCUCAA
Melospiza melodia melodia is the source of this 1371-nucleotide messenger RNA. RefSeq names its product zinc finger protein 239-like. Gene Ontology annotation, cellular component: nucleus. Gene Ontology annotation, biological process: regulation of transcription by RNA polymerase II. Bases 1 to 1092 code for a protein of 363 amino acids. The record is from RefSeq and is a predicted model, not a curated record. NCBI's taxonomy places the organism in Eukaryota, Metazoa, Chordata, Aves, Passeriformes, Passerellidae. Gene Ontology annotation, molecular function: DNA-binding transcription factor activity, RNA polymerase II-specific; RNA polymerase II cis-regulatory region sequence-specific DNA binding. The transcript has 3 exons.